AUGUCGUUCUACGUUCUCCUGCUAUCACAGUUUCUCUUCCUAAAUUCCCUGCUGGCACUAAAGCUUUACAAAUCCGAAAAUAAACUAGAUGCUGUGCUUAAAACGCCAGAACUGAUAAAGAGUCACGGUUACCAAGUGGAAAUUCAUAAUGUUGUAACAGAAGAUGGAUAUAUUUUGGAAAUACAUAGACUUCCAUGUGGACAGUACGAUUGUGAAAAGAACUUUGCGAGGAGGAAACGACCAGUUUUAAUUCAGCAUGGUUUGGCGGGCAGUUCUGCAGAUUGGAUCCUUAUGGGGCCAGCCAGAGCAUUGGCAUAUACACUAGCAGAUGCAGGAUUCGACGUAUGGCUUGGAAAUAACAGAGGAAACAUUUAUUCAAGAAAUCAUACCACUAUUCUACCAACCGAUCGAAAUUUUUGGAAUUUUAGUUAUCACGAGCUCGGUAUUUAUGAUAUUCCAGCGAUAAUCGACUAUAUUCUUGAUCGAACAAUCUAUGAAAAACUGUUUUACAUUGGACACUCUCAAGGAAGCACGCAAUUUUGGGUAACCAUGUCGCAAAAACCAAAUUAUAAUACAAAAGUUAAGUUAAUGAUUGGUCUUGCACCAGUAGCUUUUACUGGCAAUAUACGUGGACCACUUACAAAACUUGCUAAAUUAACAUAUCUAGGAGUGCGGAUAGGUGAAGCGUUCGGUUAUCCUGAAUUACGUUCACGUUCUGCUUGGGGAAAGUUCGUAUCGAAUGUACUUUGCCGAGAUACGACGGUGCUAUUUUGCAAUAACAUUCUGUUCCUGGUCACUGGUUUUAAACAGACGAACUUGAGCGCGAUGAAUUUAUCAACAAUUAUGAAUCAUGUACCGGCCGGUGCUUCUUGGAAACAAGUAGUUCAUUUUGGUCAAGGAUACAUACAUCCAGAUCAUUUUAGAGAGUUUGAUUAUGACAAUAGCGAAAAAAAUUAUAAAAUUUACAAUUCUCUAGAGCCACCGGAAUAUAAAUUAAACAAAGUAACUGCACCGGUUGCUCUCUUUAGCAGUGAUAAUGAUUUACUUGCAACGAAAACGGAUGUCGGUCUCUUGAAGAGCAAACUUGGUAAUGUUGUAUACCAUAAUGAAGUAUCUAUCAAAUCCUUUUCCCAUUAUGAUUUCAUAUGGGGAACAUCUUCGGUGUCAGUUAUAUUUGAACCUAUAUUAAAAUUAUUAUUAAUGAAUUUAUCAACAAUUAUGAAUCAUGUACCGGCCGGUGCUUCUUGGAAACAAGUAGUUCAUUUUGGUCAAGGAUACAUACAUCCAGAUCAUUUUAGAGAGUUUGAUUAUGACAAUAGCGAAAAAAAUUAUAAAAUUUACAAUUCUCUAGAGCCACCGGAAUAUAAAUUAAACAAAGUAACUGCACCGGUUGCUCUCUUUAGCAGUGAUAAUGAUUUACUUGCAACGAAAACGGAUGUCGGUCUCUUGAAGAGCAAACUUGGUAAUGUUGUAUACCAUAAUGAAGUAUCUAUCAAAUCCUUUUCCCAUUAUGAUUUCAUAUGGGGAACAUCUUCGGUGUCAGUUAUAUUUGAACCUAUAUUAAAAUUAUUAUUAUUUUACGAAUAA
This is a messenger RNA of Eufriesea mexicana, 1587 nucleotides long. Its product is annotated as lipase 3. NCBI's taxonomy places the organism in Eukaryota, Metazoa, Arthropoda, Insecta, Hymenoptera, Apidae. The record is from RefSeq and is a predicted model, not a curated record. The coding region runs from base 1 to 1587 and encodes 528 amino acids. The transcript has 11 exons. Gene Ontology annotation, biological process: lipid metabolic process.